AUUUACGUUACCACGAUGUAGUGUGAUCAUAUCAUCAACUCCUAAUAGGGCAGUCUGAGAUUAUUGUCCUUAUUAGUGACAUCUAGUGUACAUUUUAAAAACAAAUAUGAAAAACUUUUAGGGGGUAGAAUGUUAGAUGGCUGUAAUAAUUACUUUUGACAUGUUUUGUAUGAAACCGAAACGAAACUGUCAUAAACUGUACCCCCCACCCUGCUGUGAUGGUGUGAUUGUGGAAACUGGAAUCCUCAAUCUUCAAUUUUCAUUAAUUCAUUUGUCGUCUGGUGGUCGUUUGUGUCCUCAAUUCGUGCUCUAUCCUGAUCUUGAUUAAUUUUCAUUUUGCAUUUAUUUGAUGAUUCUUUGCCUAAAAUACUAAUUCAAAAUUUGUAGAUAUAAAACUAAUUAUUUAGUUAGUACUUACAUUUUCCGCUUAUUUCUAGUGUUCCAUAUUUAAAAUAGGUUACUUAUGUACAUAAUUAUCAAUUAACUUAAUCGGAAAGCAACAUUCAAACAUGUCAACAAGUAAAGAAAACACUCUACCUGAAGGAUGGGAGGAACGUAUGAGUCGAAGUACUGGUAUGGUUUACUACCUGAACAAGCACACUAAAAAGUCCCAAUGGGAUAUGCCAACUGAGACAGCUCCAAUUGUAGAUGAAGACAAUGAUAACGAAGGUCCAAGUAAUGUGCAGUGCAGUCACCUCCUCGUAAAGCAUGCUGGUAGCCGCCGACCUUCCUCUUGGCGUGAAAAAAAUAUAACCAGAACUAAAGAGGAAGCUAUGGACAUGAUUAAAGAAUUUCGUCGGCAGAUCAUUAACAAAGAAACAACAUUUGCGGAGUUGGCCCGGACAUAUUCAGAUUGCUCCUCAGCCAAGCGCGAUGGUGAUUUGGGCCAGUUCAAGAAAGGCCAAAUGCAAAAGCCAUUUGAGUUAGUGUCAUUUAAUCUUGAAGUUGGCCAACUGAGCCACCCAGUCGACACUGACUCUGGAGUCCACAUCAUCCUACGGACAGCUUAGCCACCAUUGAAACAUUUUCUAUAGUAUGUGCAAAACUUUGAACCCGUUCUGAACACAAUUGUAUGGCUGCACACUUGCACAGUAUACACAAUGAGGUGCAAUAGUAGAGUUUGGCGCAUAUUAUAUUUAAUGUUGAGUAAGAUACUCAUAGUUCUUAGAUAAUAUAUACGUACAAUUUUUCUUUAUGAUAAUAUGCAGUAAUUGUUCUUAAACUACAUAUAUUAUAUUUUAUUAAAACUGCGAUCUGGCCUUUUUGUAUAGUUAUUGAAAUUGUAUUUAUUGCUUGUACUAUAUAUAAUGUAAUAAUGGCAAAACAUACAUCAUAAUUAUGUCAUCUGUUUGGAUGUUACGAAGUCACAACACCAGGGUUUCCCCAAAUAAUGUAAUGUAUUAUACUCAUAACCAGUA
Molecule: messenger RNA, 1418 nt
Organism: Bicyclus anynana (squinting bush brown)
Lineage: Eukaryota; Metazoa; Arthropoda; Insecta; Lepidoptera; Nymphalidae
Product: putative peptidyl-prolyl cis-trans isomerase dodo
Exons: 3
Coding region: 510-1010 (166 amino acids)
Cellular component (GO): cytosol; nucleus
Molecular function (GO): peptidyl-prolyl cis-trans isomerase activity; protein binding
Source: RefSeq, a predicted model, not a curated record